UCCAGAUUUCUUUAUUAUUGAUAAUGAAAUGUUUAUGAUAGUCAUUGAUUAUGAAGACUGAAAUCACAGAAUUGAAGCUUGAAUUAAAACAAUGGGAGCUAAAUUUUUUAAAAACGAACGGCCGGAAACCGACAAAAAAUGAUGCAGCUGAAAUUCCAGAAAUUAAAGACAAAUAUGCCAAAUUUGUCAACUUGAAAAGAGAUUUUCAAGAGCUUCAUCGUACAAAGCAUAAUGUGGAAUCGAAAGGGACUAAUGAGAAUUUAGAGAAGCCGUUAAAACCUGUUCAAAAUGAUAGCAGUAGAAAAAUAUUGUCUCCCAAAAAUAGUCAAGUGGAGAAUUCUUCUGUCAAGUUUAAAUCACCGUCCAAAAGUAGUAAAACUAGUUCCGUUUGGGGUGAAAAUUUAUUGAAGAAGAAUUUUGUUGCGUCAAAAACUAGUGAUUUUCAUGACAGUUCACCUAAAAAGGAAAUCAAUCACAAAGCUACAAACGCUUCCCCAGAAAACAAGGGUAAUAAUUGGAGAGACAAAAUGAGGAAAAAUAUUGGUUUGGGAUCGGCAAAACAUUUAGCAACCAACUUAAAAAGAAGAUCUAGAAUAACAAGUGCACUAAAUAGUACUCUUGGUUUGGAUGACUCUGUGGUAUCGACAGAUGAAACUGCCUCUGAUGGUAUAACUUCUGACAUAUCAUUUGGGAGCCAACUUAAGAUUGUAUCAAAAAGUGGUAAUUCAAAUUUUAAUUCACCGAAUACUUCAUUUAGAAAUAGUUCCCCGUUUGUUCCCAAGCCUCCGAAAAGUUUGUUAUCAAAGUCUAUCAAUAUGGAUUUCCUGCAAGACGAGGAUCUUUCUGAUUUGAAAAAUCUUCAGCAAGAAACUAAGGCUGACUCAAACAAGGAUACAGAAUUUAAACAAGCAUCUGAAACGAAUUUUAGUCACGAAAAUGAGGUUAGUGGUACUGAGGAAAAUUUUGAUAACGCGAAUGAAGAAAAUGUAGAACCAUUAAAGGAUGAAACAGAAAGUUUUAUAGAAGCCAACUUCAGAGAAAAGCCGAAGAAAACAAAUUUUUCUUUUUCAUCUGAUAACCAUUUUCCUACAAUUAAUUACGAUUCUGUUUGUUUGAACGCAGAAAAAAUAAUAGACGAAGUUAAAUUAACAGAAAAAGAAACUUCGGUUAGCGAUGAUGCGGAAUUGCCAGCGACAGACAAAGAAAAUGUCACAAAGGGAAGCACGAAAGUAAAAUCACAGUCUACUACUCGUGCAAUUCCGCAAACUAACUUUGUACUUUUGAAUAUGAAGAAGAAAUGUUACAGCAAAAGGGGAGGAGCUGGAAAUUUUUUGCGGAAACAAGUCCUGCGACAAAAACUUGCCAAAAAAGGAUAUUCAUAUAAGAGUGGAUGGAAGGGGCGCAGUGGUGGUUCUAGCUUUCGAAGUGGGGGAUCUAAAUGGAAAGGUGGGGGUGACGUGGGGUAUCGAGAUAGAACUGCUGAUAAGUGUUUCAAAUGUGGUGAGACCGGACAUUGGGCAAGUAAAUGCAGAGGUUUUAAAUCGCAACAAAAGAAAAUAGACCCAGAAGAAGAACAACAAAAUAAAGAAAGUUUAGAAGAAAUUAUUGAAAAUAUUGAUAUGUUAACAUCAGCUUUGAAAGGUGAAUCGAACAAUGAAAUGCUACAAAAAGCUACUGUGGGUUUGUGUGACCCUGUAUUAUUGAAUGAUGAGCCUAUCACUGAAAACAAUGAAGUAAUGGAAGCAUUAUUAAAAAUGUUCAAGUAUAAUUCUUUUCGCCCAGGACAAGAUGUUGCAAUUAGUAGAAUUUUAAGAGGUCUCCCGACUCUACUCGUUCUUUCUACGGGUUCGGGAAAGUCACUUUGUUAUCAACUACCUGCAUAUUUGUAUGCUAAGCAACGUAAUGCUAUUACUCUAGUUAUUUCCCCUUUAGUAUCUCUCAUGGAUGACCAAGUACGCGGUUUGCCUAAAAUGAUGAAAGCGACUCGAAUUCAUUCAGGGAUGAGCAAAGAACAAAGAAAUAAAGCAAUGCUAGAAGUUGAAAAUGGAAAUGUUCAUGUUCUUCUCGUCUCACCUGAAGCAAUCACCACAUGGGCUGGAAUGUCACCAAAAUAUAGCCCGCUGUCCAAGCUACCACCUGUUGCAUUUGCUUGUGUUGAUGAAUGUCAUUGCUUGUCUGAAUGGUCUCAUGCAUUCAGGCCGUCGUAUUUAAGAGUUUGUCAAGUUUUGCGUGAGCAACUGAAAGUAAAAUGUCUCGUUGGGUUGACUGCAACUGCUACUAUGGAUACAUGUGCAUCUGUGGCAAGACAGCUUGGAAUUACGGAUAUUGAUAAAGGUGUGAUAGCAAAAAUUGAUAUUCCUGAUAAUUUAGUUUUGUCGGUAUCACGUGACAGGUAUAAGGAUGAAGCAUUAUCGCAACUUCUACUUGGCGGACGCUUUUCGAAAUUGGAUUCUGUUAUUGUGUAUUGUACUAGACGGGAUGAAGCGUCAAGAAUAGCUGGCCUGUUGAGAGUUAAAAUGCAAGACAUGCCAGCUCUCGCUGUGGAGGAGCCUGAAUCUGAUCAAGAAGAAAGCGUAGAACAAGGAAGUAAUUCUAAGAAACGAAAAAGGACAAGUAAACCAAAGAAAAGUGCUAAAAGAAAAGCUGUAACUCUUGAUGCAGAAUGUUACCAUGCUGGUAUGUCCGCUAGCGAAAGACGUCGUAUACAAAAUAAAUUUAUGAGUGGUACUUUGCGUGUCGUUGUUGCGACUGUCGCAUUUGGAAUGGGGAUUGAUAAACAAGAUGUUCGAGCUGUAAUUCAUUACAAUAUGCCAAUGUCCUUUGAACGAUACGUACAAGAAGUGGGAAGAGCCGGCAGAGAUGGAAAACCAGCCCACUGUCAUCUUUUUCUUGAUGCGGAUGGCGGAGACUUGAGAGAACUCAGCAGGCAUUCCUAUGGGAAGACAAUUGAUCGGUACACAAUUAAAAAGUUUGUUAAAAAAGUGUUCCCAUUAUGUGACUGCGAAGAUGAAAUCGAUGAUGAUAUGGACAGCGACAUAGCCGAAGAAAAGCCGAAUACUUGCCAAGGACAUUUUUCUGCCAUUGAAAUUGAUUCUACUAUCGAAGACUUGGAUGUCAAAAAAGAAGGAUUAGAAACAUUAAUCUGUUAUUUAGAAAUUGAAAAUUUAAUUCAUGUCAAUCUACCUACUGAAACAAGAUGUACAAUGGAAUUUUAUGGAGGGCCAGGUCAAAUGAUAAGAACAGCAAAAAAAUGCGAUGCAGUCGCUGUAGCUUUGAAAAUUGCCAAGACGAAAGAAGAUGAAACCAAGGUUACGUUUAAUGCUAUGCGAGUUGCUGAUGAACUUAAUAUGGAUUUACCUUCUUUAAAAAGACUUCUUCGUUAUUUGACUUACGAUACUUCUCUUUCUUCAGUCGAAAGCGAAGUUGGAAAAAGCGGAGUUGAAGUCCAAUUCUCACAACUUUCUUUUUGUGUUCGAACAAAGCAAAAAACGACUUCUGAAUUUUUAGACGCAGUUACUGAUCUCUUGCUGAGAAGAAUUAUCUCACAAGAGAAUAAAGAACUCGUACAGCUAAGAAUGUGUUUCAAAACUAUGCAGAAAUUUUCACAUUCUAAUGUUGGUACCUGUCGAGACUUUGUUGAUCUAUCUAAAAGCACAGAGUUAAAAUCAUUGAUUUCUGAAUAUUUUAAAGAACAGCGACCAGUGAGACAUACUGAGGAAGAAUUACCACAAAUUGAUCCCAGAGAUGAGAAUGAAUUGCGUUGCCAUGUACGCCAGUUUCUACAUGUACAUGCAAACGACUUUGAACAUAGAGUCACAGGUCGUGCAAUUGCUCGUAUAUUUCAUGGUAUCGAUAGUCCGAGGUAUCCUGCUAAAAAUUGGGGGCCUGCUCGUAGAUUUUGGAGAUCAAAACUUCAGAUUAAUUUCAAUUUGAUUAGAAAGAUUGCAACAGAGGAGAUUGUUGGAACAGUUCGAUGAUAAGGUCAUUUUUUGUGUAUUAAUAAAAGAACUAAAAUAAUCCAAAAGUGUAAAUUAUACUUGGAUAAGCUAACAACUAACUUAUUGCUGUUUUUUCAAAAAUCGACUUGCAGUCAUUGUUAGAAAUGUAAUAUUACUAUUUCCUAUGUUAUUACUAUUCAAUCAUUGAAAUACUGAACUUUUUGCUUGAUAUAAGUGAAAAUAAGUUUCCACCAUUUUUUUCUAUUCAUUACUCAUACUGCCGAAAUAAAAAUUUAAAAAAAAUUUUGUACUUCACUGCCUUGUUAUUUCAAUAUGUUUCCAUUCACAUACAGAUUAUCACUGUUUUUCAAUUUCCUAUUUAAUUUUUAUCUACUUAAAAAGUUGCAAAAACAUGUUUUUGUCAAAAAAAAUUUUGUGCAUUUUCCAAUUUCUUGAUGGCCCUACUUCACUAUCAAGAGGUUGUCAAGUUUGUUAUUUAGUUUUUUUUUCUUGAAAAAAAUUUUUUCUUGAAAAAAAAAAAUGUUUCAAAUUUGCAUCUACUAGUUAGUUGCUCAGUGGUCUUAUAAUAACAAUGUGAUAUCUCGCAUCACGUUCACAAUAUGGUUUCGUUUACUCUUUAUCAAAUUAAUAUAUCGCUCGACCAUUUGGGAAUUAUAUAAUAUCUGAAAUUUAAUACUUGUACUGGUUGGUAUCACAUAAAACUGGUAAUAAUAGUCUUUAUUACAUCACAAUUAAGUUAUUCAUUCAUGCGUUGUUCUAAUGAUCUUCAAUUUGUAUGAUUGUCAUUAAUAUUCAAUGUUAAUUUUAUUGCUUCAUACUUCCUACUGCCUUAAUAGGAGAUGUGCUAUUUUUGUUCUGCCAACUUUCACACUAUUUACUUUUCCUAUUCUCUCAUUGUGUGCGGCUUUCCUCUAUCAUGAACAGCUGUAGCUUUGUUAGUCAUUUAUCGAUUCUAUUCAUGUCAAUCUAAUUACUUGUGACAAGCGUUGCUCAAAAGCUAGUUCUAGUUUGGUAGUUAGGUCUGUAGCAUUAACUGUUCUCGAAUAUAUUAUUAUAGACCAAAUUAUGUUAUGAGCCAGCUGAUCAGGAUUUUUCAAUCUAUAUAUAUAUGUGGCCAGGUUAUGAACAUCUUUGGACCAUACAUUUGCAUGUCUAACUGUUAAUUAACUGGGUGGGUAUUAAAAUUAUUUUUGGUGUAAUGCCAAUAAGGAGGUCUAAGAGAAUCUUUUACGUUUCAAACUAGUUUGAUUUUGUCAUGGAUCAAUAUACUAUAUAUGACAUUGGUAUUACAAUAAAUUUAUAUGAAAAUGUAUAUCUGGUAUCAUAAGGAUCCAGGUCUACUUUGAUACAAUAAUCCAUUCUAUUUUUAUAGACCUAUAGUUGUUUCAUGUGGUUAUUUCGGCUAUGUAUCUCGACUUUUUUUUCUCUAUCGAAUUUGUCUCUAAUUGUUAAUAUUAUGACUUUUCAAACUUUUCUUAUUCUGUUUACUGAUGUACUCGAUUUUUUUCACUGCCUUUUUCUUAGCUAG
Molecule: messenger RNA, 5487 nt
Organism: Styela clava
Lineage: Eukaryota; Metazoa; Chordata; Ascidiacea; Stolidobranchia; Styelidae
Product: ATP-dependent DNA helicase Q4-like
Biological process (GO): double-strand break repair via homologous recombination
Cellular component (GO): chromosome; cytoplasm; nucleus
Molecular function (GO): nucleic acid binding; four-way junction helicase activity; 3'-5' DNA helicase activity
Source: RefSeq, a predicted model, not a curated record